UGGAAAUAAUGGGACACUGGUGCUGCGUCAAAGGAUGCAACAGUAAUUCUAGACAGAAAACAGCAGAUGGGGCCUUACGGUUUUUCGUAUUCCCCACUUGGAAAAAAAAAAUACGGACCGCAGACAGAGGACUUAACAAAGAGGCGUCGGGCUGCAUGGGUCGCUGCUGUAAGAAGGAAAGACAUCACGUUUCAUAAAAUAUCUCCUCAUGCUCGUGUUUGCUCUCGGCAUUUUCAAAAAGGUCAACCCGCAUAUGAGAUGAUGGAGACUGACCCAGACUGGGCUCCAUCCCUGCAUCUGGGCCACACUGACAUCAAACCAACAGACACAGACCGCUCUUUAAGACGUGGUUAUCGGGAACAGCUGAAAAAGAAUGCCCUGCAAGCAACUGAAACGGGGCUCCAUCGGGCUGAUGAAAUCCUUGAGCAACAGGAUGAAGUAACACAUGAGGCGACAGAGAACCCUAACCAGCAACAGACUGACACGCAGAAGGCUGCUGAAAACGUUGGCCGGCCAAACACCAAGGAUGACACAGAAGGUGGUCGUCAGGAAGGACAGACAGAAUGUAACCUGUGUGUGCUCAGGUGUGCAGAGAUGAACCAUCUUUUGGAAGAAAACAGAGAGCUGCGGCGUGAACUUGAUGAGCUGCGGAUCUCUGAUUGCUUCUUUGGAGACACUAAUGAAAAAGUCCAGUACUAUACGGGUCUACCAAACUUGAUCUCUGAUCUUCUGGCUCGAAAUCCUGUGAACCUCUUUGACACCAGCUUUGGCUUCGCCCUCUGGACUGUCCUGCCUUCCUUCAUCUACUUGGAUCUGAUAUCCUGCCAAUUCUGCAGUCUUCAAGGCUUCAGCAUCUGGAACUCUCUGGGCAGUAUUCGCCACGUGGUGUUGGUAGCCAUCCCGCUGGAAUCCACCUCUUCCUUUGGGCACGGAACUGAACUUUAA
Cyprinodon tularosa is the source of this 945-nucleotide messenger RNA. RefSeq lists its product as uncharacterized. Bases 67 to 945 code for a protein of 292 amino acids. Lineage: Eukaryota; Metazoa; Chordata; Actinopteri; Cyprinodontiformes; Cyprinodontidae. The record is from RefSeq and is a predicted model, not a curated record. The transcript is spliced from 3 exons.